CUCGCGCCCCGCCCCCGGCCCCGCCGCCCCCUCCCCUGCCGCGCGCGGGGGCUGCUCCUCGCUCCUCCCGCGUUGCCGCCGCCGCCGCCGCCCCCCCCCUCCUCUCCCGGCCUUGGGUUUCCCUGGCGCCGCCGCCGCUCCCUCUGCGGUCCGCCUGAGGAGGAGGAGGAUGUGAAGAUGGCGGAGCUGCAGAUGCUGCUGGAGGAGGAGAUCCCCGGGGGCCGCCGGGCCCUCUUCGACAGUUACACGAACCUGGAGCGGGUGGCCGACUACUGCGAGAACAACUACAUCCAGUCUGCAGACAAGCAGCGAGCCCUAGAAGAAACCAAAGCUUACACCACCCAGUCCUUAGCAAGUGUUGCCUAUCUGAUAAAUACCUUGGCCAACAAUGUCCUGCAGAUGCUGGAUAUCCAGGCAUCUCAGCUACGAAGAAUGGAAUCUUCAAUCAAUCAUAUUUCACAAACUGUUGAUAUUCAUAAAGAGAAAGUUGCAAGAAGAGAAAUUGGUAUUUUGACUACCAAUAAAAACACUUCAAGGACACAUAAGAUUAUUGCUCCAGCCAAUCUUGAACGACCAGUUCGUUAUAUUAGAAAACCUAUUGACUAUACAAUUCUAGAUGAUAUUGGACAUGGAGUAAAGGUGAGUACCCAGAAUAUGAAGAUGGGUGGGCUGCCGCGUACAACACCUCCAACUCAGAAACCCCCCAGUCCCCCUAUGUCAGGGAAAGGGACUCUUGGGCGGCACUCCCCCUAUCGCACACUGGAGCCAGUGCGUCCUCCAGUGGUACCAAAUGAUUACGUACCUAGCCCAACCCGUAAUAUGGCUCCCUCGCAGCAGAGCCCUGUGAGGACAGCUUCUGUGAAUCAAAGAAAUCGAACUUACAGCAGCAGUGGGAGCAGUGGAGGAAGCCACCCCAGCAGUCGGAGCAGCAGUCGGGAGAACAGUGGAAGUGGGAGUGUGGGUGUUCCCAUUGCUGUUCCGACGCCCUCUCCUCCCAGUGUCUUUCCAGCCCCUGCUGGCUCUGCUGGUACUCCUCCCCUUCCUGCUACUUCUGCAUCUGCCCCUGCCCCUCCUGUUCCUGCUACCGUCCCUUCCUCCACUGCCCCAGACACUGCCGCUGGGGGUGCCCAGACCCUUGCUGAUGGCUUCACUUCUCCAACUCCCCCUGUUGUUUCUUCCACUCCCCCUACAGGUCAUCCUGUUCAGUUCUACAGCAUGAAUAGACCUGCCUCUCGCCAUACUCCCCCAACUAUAGGGGGCUCAUUGCCCUAUAGACGCCCUCCUUCCAUAACUUCACAAACAAGCCUUCAGAAUCAGAUGAACGGAGGACCUUUUUAUAGCCAGAAUCCAGUAUCUCUUGCUCCUCCUCCUCCCUCCAUCCUACAGGUAACUCCUCAGUUACCUUUAAUGGGAUUUGUGGCCAGAGUCCAAGAAAAUAUUUCAGAUACACCACCACCACCACCACCUGUGGAAGAACCAGUCUUUGAUGAAUCCCCGCCCCCCCCUCCUCCCCCAGAAGAUUACGAAGAGGAGGAAGCAGCUGUGGUUGAGUACAGUGAUCCUUACGCUGAGGAGGACCCGCCCUGGGCUCCAAGAUCUUACUUGGAAAAGGUUGUGGCAAUUUAUGAUUAUACAAAAGACAAGGAAGAUGAGCUGUCCUUUCAGGAAGGAGCCAUUAUUUAUGUCAUCAAGAAGAAUGACGAUGGUUGGUAUGAGGGAGUUAUGAAUGGAGUGACCGGGCUCUUUCCUGGGAAUUAUGUUGAGUCUAUCAUGCAUUAUUCUGAGUAAAGCUCGGCAGGGCCCUGUCGCCCUCACAGAACAGUCAGGUCUUCCCACAUUAUCACAAGGCCCUGGGGAUUCCCCUCCAGUGAAAUGAAUGAAGGAUACAAAUGACAAAACUGCUUACGUUUCUUUGGUUUAUCCCCCAGUAUUAAAACAAACAAAAAAAAGCAAGCCGAGUCCGAACAAAUGGAUCUUCCUGCCAUCACUUGUACUGUGCUGAGCUGUUUGGAUUGAAAUAAGGUGACCAUUUCUAAAUAUGUCAGAGGUAUAACAGCAUAAUGAUGUAAAACAAAUCAGGUUAAGACUGAUUCAGAAAAAACGGGGAUCUCUCUCAGGAAUACUGUGUACCCUUGGGAUUCCUCCUGCGGUCUGUGGUGUGGGAUGUUCUUCAGUGCCCGCGCUGAGGGUUAGCCUCGUGGCCCCACACUGCUUCCCUGUGAGGACGGAACCAGUAUUUAAGACCAUACGUAACCAUUUUUAUAAUUGUUUCCGAUGGCUUAUUUGUUCUUUAACACUGUAAAUCCUGCAUUCUCUCAGCACUUGAGUGCACCGAAGGAGUCAAUGCUGGCCUGACUUGCAUCCCUUCCUGUUUCUCAGUGUGUGGAUCACGAGGAGGAUGAAAUGAGUCUCCAGACAUGCUGAGGGUGGUUAACAGUUGCGGCUUGAUGUCAGCCUGCUGCUGCUGCUGCAUGAGGCUGCACUGCCGCUGGCGCCCGGCGUGCGCAGACCCGUGCGGUGUGGUGGCCUGGUUCAGGUGCGGAAGGGGCCCGAGAGUCUGAGGACGUGGCCUGUCAGCAGAGCGUUCUGCUCCACAGCGUCCUAGCCCCUUGCCUUAGGCGCUGUUUUGAGGAGUAGGAUCCUGGAGGUCAGACCCAUUAUUUCUUUACUUCUUUCACUGUUUAGAAAACCAUUAUUGUUUUUUGGAAGAUAGCAGUUAUUUUCAGGAAGUCUCUUGACAGCCACUGAAGUACA
Molecule: messenger RNA, 2754 nt
Organism: Diceros bicornis minor
Lineage: Eukaryota; Metazoa; Chordata; Mammalia; Perissodactyla; Rhinocerotidae
Gene: ABI2
Product: abl interactor 2
Exons: 11
Coding region: 178-1788 (536 amino acids)
Cellular component (GO): lamellipodium
Molecular function (GO): SH3 domain binding
Source: RefSeq, a predicted model, not a curated record